This is a messenger RNA of Arachis duranensis, 1643 nucleotides long. Its product is annotated as probable L-ascorbate peroxidase 6, chloroplastic/mitochondrial. Gene Ontology annotation, molecular function: heme binding; peroxidase activity. The record is from RefSeq and is a predicted model, not a curated record. The transcript has 12 exons. Gene Ontology annotation, biological process: cellular response to oxidative stress; response to reactive oxygen species; hydrogen peroxide catabolic process. NCBI's taxonomy places the organism in Eukaryota, Viridiplantae, Streptophyta, Magnoliopsida, Fabales, Fabaceae. The coding region runs from base 166 to 1353 and encodes 395 amino acids.
AACCGCAUAAGGUGCCCUGUUAACCAAACACAAGGAAGAAUCGAGAGCGUUGCAGUGAGUAGGUGUGCGUGUCAUCGCGCUUUUGGCAGAAAACAUAAUCAAUUCAUCAUCCGAAACGCAAGGAGGGAAUAGAAAGUGUUAAAAACCCAAACAGUACCCAAACACAUGGCAGAGCGUGUGUUCCUCACUCAUCCUUCGCUCACUUUACCAUCUCAACCGUUUCCAACAACUAGAAUGGCCUCCACCGCCACAGCCGCCAUCGCUGCCUCACGCAUUAUUCCCUCCGCCACCGCACUCUCCUCUUCAGCUUCCCGCUCCUUCUUCUCCUCCUCUUCCACUUCUCGUUCCUCGCUCAAAUGCCUCCACCUUCACUCUUCUUCUCGUAUCUCUCACCUCUUCGUCAAUCAGCGAAGAGCUGAGGUUCGUGUUUCGAGUGGAGACUAUGCAACGGUUUCUUCUCCGAAGUCGUUGGCGUCUGAUCCUGACCAGCUGAAGAGUGCUCGAGAAGAUAUCAAGGAGCUUCUCAGGACAAAGUUCUGCCAUCCGAUUCUGAUUCGUUUGGGAUGGCAUGAUGCUGGUACCUACAAUAAGAAUAUUGAGGAAUGGCCACAGAGAGGUGGUGCUAAUGGUAGUUUAAGAUUUGAAGUUGAGCUGAAACAUGCAGCCAAUGCUGGACUCGUGAAUGCAUUGAAGCUUAUUCAGCCAAUCAAAGACAAAUAUGCUCGUGUGACAUAUGCAGACUUAUUUCAGUUGGCUGGUGCUACUGCUGUUGAGGAAGCUGGAGGCCCAAAAAUCCCUAUGAAAUAUGGAAGAGUGGAUGUCUCAUCACCUGAACAAUGUCCUGAAGAAGGCAGACUUCCAGAUGCUGGUCCUCCCUCACCGGCUGAUCAUUUGCGUCAAGUUUUCUACAGAAUGGGUUUGAAUGACAAGGAAAUUGUUGCAUUAUCUGGUGCGCACACACUGGGAAGGUCCAGACCUGAACGAAGUGGCUGGGGCAAGCCUGAGACUAAAUAUACAAAAGAUGGACCAGGAGCACCUGGAGGACAAUCCUGGACAGUACAAUGGUUGAAGUUUGAUAACUCAUACUUCAAGUACAUCAAGGAAAAAAAGGAUGAAGAUUUAUUGGUAUUGCCAACAGAUGCUGUUCUUUUUGAGGAUCCAUCCUUCAAGGUUUAUGCUGAGAAGUAUGCUGAGGAUCAGGUAGCAUUCUUCAACGAUUAUGCUGAAGCCCAUGCCAAGCUAAGCAACCUUGGUGCAAAAUUUGAUCCUCCAGAGGGCAUAGUAUUAGAUCCUUCUCCAAAGCCACAAGCAGAGAAGUUUGAAGCAGCAAAGUACUCAACUGGAAAGGAUUAAAAACAAGUGUCAUGUUUUCUUGUCCCAGUAUCUUCUUUUAGUAAUACAGGAAGAAGUAUUUUCAAAUCAUGUGAUAUCCAUGUAAAAUUUGGAAGUCUUAAAUGAAGAAGAAAGGAAUAAAAAAUUCAAUAGUGUGCCUAUUUGAAUUGCAGAGAGAGCUAUCUGAUGCUAUGAAGCAGAAGAUUCGAUCUGAGUAUGAGGCAAUUGGUGGAAGCCCAGAUAAGCCCCUACAGUCAAACUAUUUUCUUAAUAUCAUGAUUAUCAUUGCUGUUUUGGCACUUUUGACAUCA